Messenger RNA from Spinacia oleracea (spinach), 1994 nucleotides. RefSeq names its product NAC domain-containing protein 7. Lineage: Eukaryota; Viridiplantae; Streptophyta; Magnoliopsida; Caryophyllales; Amaranthaceae. Gene Ontology annotation, molecular function: DNA binding. Gene Ontology annotation, biological process: regulation of DNA-templated transcription. The record is from RefSeq and is a predicted model, not a curated record. The transcript is spliced from 4 exons. The coding region runs from base 506 to 1600 and encodes 364 amino acids.
CUCAUUUUUCGCUGCCAAAGCUUUUGCAGCAAUCAAUCCCAAGAUAAGGAAGAGAGAGAAACAAAAAUAUAUGACAAUGAUAAUGAGACUACACUAGCUUUCGCCUAGGGAUUGGCCUGGUUUUUUUAUAAUUAGGGCAUCUUUUUUCAAGUUUGCUUUUUUAAAUAAAACCCCUUUGCUUCUUAUUUAACCCUUCCAUUCUCUCCCUUUUUCUCACUUCCUCUUUCUUUCUCUCUCUCUCUCUGCAUUCUUUCUAUUCUCAGCCCAUCCCAUCUUAACCGUACCUCGGGAUCUGAACCCUUUCUCUACUUCGAUUCCCGAGGAAGAUAGUAGAAAAAGGUUCCCUUUACUUGUUUCAUCCGUUUCUAAAUAGCUGUCGUUUUUUAGUUACUGCAUUGUCUCUGUUCGAUCCAAAUCGAAGUUAGGUUUUUUUCCUCAAGUACAUUGGAGUUCAAAAGCCGGUCAUAUAUAUCAAAAGGUUCAAUUCUUGCCCUAGUUGGAUAAAAUGGACACAUUGUCGCAUGUUCCUCCGGGUUUUCGAUUUCAUCCAACAGAUGAAGAGCUAGUUGAUUACUAUCUCCGUGAGAAACUAGCUGCAAGAAAGAUGUGUGAUAUCAUCAAAGAUGUUGAUCUUUACAAGAUUGAACCAUGGGAUCUUCAAGAAUUAUGCAAGAUAAGUAAUGAAGAGCAGAAUGAGUGGUAUUUCUUCAGCCACAAAGACAAGAAAUAUCCAACAGGAACAAGGACUAAUCGAGCUACCAAAGCAGGAUUCUGGAAAGCAACUGGAAGGGACAAAGCCAUCUACUCAAAGCAUAAUUUAAUUGGAAUGAGAAAGACUUUGGUUUUCUACAAAGGUCGAGCUCCCAAUGGCCAAAAGUCCGAUUGGAUCAUGCAUGAGUACCGUCUUGAGACUAAUGAAAAUGGAACUCCUCAGGAGGAAGGCUGGGUAGUAUGCAGGGUGUUCAAGAAGAGAAUGGCAACAGUUCGAAGACUAGACGGCUCGCCGUGUUGGUACGAUGAUCAAAUGUCCUUCAUGCCUGAUAUGGACUCUCCUAGGAGAAUUCCUCACCAUCCCAAUAAUUACCAUACACCUAAUAUAAACAACAGUAAUUUAAAUUUCCAUCCCAACCAACAACACAACAUGUACCCUUGCAAACAAGAACUUGAAAUAAUGCCCUACAACAUUUCCCACCAUGACCCUUAUCUACAACUACCUCAAUUGGAAAGCCCUAAAAUGCCCCAACCUAGUAUGCAACAAGGUUAUGGAACAAUGCUUACUCAAGAUUACAUGAUUGAUUCAACACAAUUGGAUUCAAUAUAUGGUAAUGGGUCGGGUAACACUUGUGGGUCAACGGAGCAGGGUUUGGAUGAUGAAGUUACUGAUUGGAGGGUGCUUGAUAAGUUUGUUGCUUCUCAACUUAGCCAAGAUGAACAACAUGGUCUUUCUGCGGCGAGUAAGGGAUUAAGUAAUUACUCGAAUGCCCCUGUGUUUCCUGAGUCUGAGCAUAUGAAUAUGGUGAUAAGCCCUAACUCCUCCAAUAAGGAAGAUCAUUAUGCUUCAACGUCCAAUUCCAGCUGCCAAAUUGAUAUGUGGAAGUGAAGUGAACAAAGACAUUUACCAUAUUAUAUUAUAUGCUAAUUAAUUACCUAAUUAAUCUGAUUUUAUACACAAACAAAUAUAUAUACAUACUGAUUAUAUAGGGAAAAACAUACAAUUACUACAAGAGAAAUCUUGGAGAUCGAAUUGAAGUAUCCUUGUACAUAAUAAACAAGGCAAUGCAACAUUAAUUAAUAGUAGGGGUAUUAUAUAUAUUGGACUUGUGAGAUCAACGUACCCUUGGGUUGAUCCUCAAAGUGGACUUAGAAAUAUGGUGCCUAUUAUUAUUGGAUGAUAAUAGCAUCUAUUUAGGAGAUUGAAAGAUUUCCAUGUAUUAUUGGGAUUUUCAUACUCAGAACAAAAGAUUAUCUAUCUGAUUGUACUUAUUUUUAUUGAA